ACAUCUCAGCCACCACGCUGGCGGUUGGGCCUCAGAAUUCCGCGGGUGGGGAGGAUAGUGGUGCGGGAAACCGAAAACCGAUUUCUAUACUCCCAGCAUUCCACGUAGACGGUGCUUACCUUUGACCCUUCGCUCCCUUGCUACAUAUCCGGGCUUCUGCUGCUACUAGUCCGGGGAAGAUGGUGGCUGCUGCUGUCCUGCUUCCUGUCGAGUGGAUAAAGAACUGGGAGAAAUCAGGGAGAGGCGAAUUUUUGCAUUUAUGCCGUGUCCUGAGUGAAAAUAAAAGCCAUGAUUGUUCAUCUUAUAGAGAUUUCCAGCAAGCUCUUUAUGAGUUAUCAUGCCAUGUCGUUAAUGGAAAUCUCAAGCAUGAACAUGCAUCUAAUGUUCUUAAAGACAUUAGUGAAUUUCAUGAGGAUAUGCCUUCCAUUCUUGCUGAUGUAUUCUGCAUAUUAGAUACUGAGACAAAUUGUUUAGAAGAAAAAAGCAAGAGAGACUAUUUUACACAAUUGGUAUUAGCAUGUUUGUAUUUAGUUUCAGACACAGUUCUAAAGGAACGCCUGGAUCCAGAAACAUUGGAAUCAUUAGGGCUUAUCAAACAAUCACAGCAGUUCAAUCAGAAGUCAGUUAAAAUCAAGACAAAACUCUUGUAA
This is a messenger RNA of Manis pentadactyla (Chinese pangolin), 650 nucleotides long. Its product is annotated as THO complex subunit 2-like. Gene Ontology annotation, biological process: mRNA processing; mRNA export from nucleus. The transcript is spliced from 6 exons. The coding region runs from base 180 to 650 and encodes 156 amino acids. The record is from RefSeq and is a predicted model, not a curated record. Gene Ontology annotation, cellular component: THO complex part of transcription export complex. Lineage: Eukaryota; Metazoa; Chordata; Mammalia; Pholidota; Manidae. Gene Ontology annotation, molecular function: mRNA binding.